AUGAGUGACAACGACGAGCACUGCAUAGUUUAUAACGAUGCUGCCCUGGAGCGACUACUAGAUCGUAGUCAACAGGGCAUGCAGGAAAAGGAAAUGGAGAUGAAUGACUAUCUGAGCUCCUUCAAGGUUGCCCACUACGAAAAACGAGAGAUCCAAGAUGAGGAAGAGGAGGACGUGGACGAUGAGGAUCAGGAAGACCGAGAGGUUUGUCAAUGCGCCUAG
This is a messenger RNA of Dibothriocephalus latus, 222 nucleotides long. NCBI's taxonomy places the organism in Eukaryota, Metazoa, Platyhelminthes, Cestoda, Diphyllobothriidea, Diphyllobothriidae. The record is from the annotation of a GenBank genome assembly.